UGGGGCGGAGACCGUCGCAGGUCCUGAGGCGCCUCCGUCGUCUUUCCCACUCUCCGCCCGCUUUCCAAGGCAUCUGUCCAGCCUGCAGCCCAUGUCAAUGCUGCAAAACGGCUGUGUGUCUAGCGGGUCUGAGCCUCUCCCGGGCGGCCAGUCUUUCCAUAGGUUGCGGCACUACACCAGGCAUAGAAGAGGAAGGAAAUUACCCCCAUUGUGAAGGUCCAUUUGUGGCAGGUCUGCUGUAGCAGGUGGUGCCGCUUGAAGUGAGGGAGGAAGUUUCCUCGGAUCAGUAGAGGUCUACAUCCAGAAUCAGCUGUCCUGGCCUUGAAGUCGCUGAAGAUCACCCUCCACAGGCCUGCAAGAAGACUCACAGCUCUUCUCCCACAGCCUGAGUGACGACUAUAUUCCUUGGUCCCUGCUGUUGUCAGGGACGAUUGCAUGGGCUACGCCAGGAAAGUAGGCUGGGUGACUGCAGGCUUGGUGAUUGGGGCUGGCGCCUGCUAUUGCAUUUACAGACUGACCCGGGGGAGAAAACAGAAAAAGGAGAAAAUGGCUGAGGGUGAUUCUGGGGAUGUGGAUGAUGCUGGGGACUGUUCUGGGGCCAGGUACAAUGACUGAUCUGACGAUGAUGAGGACAGCAAUGAAAGCAAGAGUAUAGUUUGGUAUCCACCUUGGGCCAGGAUUGGGACUGAGGCUGGGACCAGGGCAAGGGCCAGGGCAAGGGCCAGGGCUACUAGAGCGCGCCGGGCUGUUCAGAAACGGGCUUCUCCCAAUUCAGAUGACACUGUUUUGUCCCCUCAGGAGCUACAGAAAGUUCUUUGCUUAGUUGAGAUGUCUGAAAAGCCUUAUAUUCUUGAAGCAGCUUUAAUUGCUCUGGGUAACAAUGCUGCUUAUGCAUUAAACAGAGAUACUAUUCGUGAUCUGGGUGGUCUCCCAGUUGUUGCAAAGAUUCUCACUUCUCGGGAUCCCAUAGUUAAGGAAAAGGCUUUAAUUGUUCUGAAUAACUUGAGUGUAAAUGCUGAAAAUCAGCGCAGGCUUAAGAUGUACAUGAACCAAGUGUGUGAUGACAGGAUCACUUCUCGCUUGAACUCAUCUGUGCAGCUGGCUGGACUAAGAUUGCUCACAAAUAUGACUGUUACUAAUGAGUAUCAGCACAUGCUUGCUAAUUCC
Tupaia belangeri chinensis (Chinese tree shrew) is the source of this 1167-nucleotide messenger RNA. Its product is annotated as armadillo repeat containing X-linked 3. The record is from RefSeq and is a predicted model, not a curated record. NCBI's taxonomy places the organism in Eukaryota, Metazoa, Chordata, Mammalia, Scandentia, Tupaiidae. Gene Ontology annotation, molecular function: protein binding. Gene Ontology annotation, cellular component: mitochondrion.